This is a messenger RNA of Cuscuta europaea, 2221 nucleotides long. Lineage: Eukaryota; Viridiplantae; Streptophyta; Magnoliopsida; Solanales; Convolvulaceae. The record is from the annotation of a GenBank genome assembly.
GUUCAGGCGCCCGCCUAGCCGCCUAGGCCCCGGAGUGGCACCGAAUUCCUUUCUUCCUUUACAAUUAACAAUAACAUUGGUAAUCGUUAUUGAGCCGGAAAUGCAGAAUUCCUUUCUUCCUUUACAAGCGCAAUGCCCAUGCUUCGGUUCAUCGCCGUCACGUUUCCCGUGAAAAUUCCUUACCCAAACCUCUCACUCUUUCUUCUUCAAAUGCCACACGAAAAAGUAAUUAAGAACGCUAUAAUUAAAGACACUCUCAGUUUUGUUUGUUCCUUUCUUCCUCGCUCACAUGAUUAUAGCCUGUUGUCGUUUUUCUGAUCGCGUGGGGAUACUUUAUCUUUCAUGUUCGUGAUUUAACAGGUCGCUGAUGAUGAUGAGCCGAUCCAGGAUGAUUCUAAGGCUUUACUUUUGCAUUUGAUUUUUGAGUUCUCAAACUCCAUAAAUUUGACUCCGAUCUGAAGGUUAGUGUUGGGGGAGGUUCUGUAUUCGAACAAGCAAAUCUUUGCAAGAGAGAGAAAAUUAUUGUUAUUUAGAUAGACUGUGCAGGAAGAGAUGCUUCAGUGUAUGUAGAAGAGGAAGUACGAGUUCUGCAGAUGCCGGUGACGAAGAUUCUACCGAUCAGUUCGCGAGCUCAGGCAGAGGCAUCUAUUCGUAAUGACUCCUCUAAGCCGAUUACGAAAUCUCGAUUCAAGCGACUUUUUGAUCGGCCGUUCCCAAGCGUUCUGCGGAAUUCAUCUGCGGCGGAAAAGCUCAGCGCUGCCCAUGUACCUGGUGGUGAGUUGCUUCACGGCAAGGAAGGAUUUUCAGCGGUGGUGGCUGAAUACGAGCCGAGCUCUGUUUGCCUGACGAAGAUGGUUCACAAUUUCAUGGAGGAGAGCAACGAGAAGCUGCCGCCGAAGGCCGUGAAGUGCGGACGCAACCGCUGCAAUUGCUUCAACGGCAAAGGCGACGACAGCUCCGAUGACGAUUUUGACUUCACUACCUUCGGAUCUCUUGCCAACUCUUCCGAUUCUCUCAAGAGUUUAGUUCUUUGUGCGACGGUUUCCGAGAGAAACAUAUUAGCAGACGCCUCCAAAAUUGUGGACAAGAACAAAACAUUCAAAUGUAAUAAAGAAGAAUCCAGAAAAAUCGUCGCCAAAGGCCUCUUAUCUCUAGGCUACACCGCUUCUAUCUGCAAAUCCAAAUGGGAAAGCACCUGCUCCAUUCCAGCAGGUGAAUAUGAAUUUAUAGAUGUAAUUGUUGAAGGAGAAAGGGUGUUCGUGGACCUAGAUUUUCGAUCGCAGUUUGAGAUCGCGAGGUCAACGGGAGGUUACAAGGCCAUUUUACAGUUGUUGCCGUUCAUAUUCAUCGGAAAAACUGACCGGCUUCUGCAGAUCGUGUCGAUUGUGUCGGAAGCCGGGAAUAUGAGCUUGAAGAAAAAAGGGAUGCAUAUCGCACCAUGGCGUAAAGCCGAGUACAUGAAAGCCAAGUGGCUCAGCCCUUGCAGCCGCACUUCUCCGCCUGAAGCGGAAGCUGAGCGAAUAGCGAUAGAGAUCGAAGCUGGAGCUGAGACCGAGGGUGAUGAGUUAGAUAUCAUUUUCGGAGAUAAAGCGACGUGUCUCUGUACAAACAAGAUAAUGCCUUUAUCGGUCUCACCCCCACCAGAGAAGUGGGAUGUGGUAAAAUGGCAACCACCGGAGAGAAAGCCCAAAGGCAGUGAAAAAGCCAACAAGAUUGUAGUCACUGGAUUGACAGCCCUCCUCAAGGACAAAUACUGCAAAUUACCGAGCAGUAGAGAGUAAUUGGGUUUGAAAAUUGCUAUUCGUACACGUUCUCAGUUCUCUACACGUGUACAUUGUACCCGUCGUUUUUUAUCCGUGAACAUGCUAUUUUUGUAAAGAGAAUGGUUUACGAGAUAGAUACAUAAUCUCUUUACAAUAAUAACGUGUUCACGGAUAAAAAUUGACGCGUACUAAGGUGUGUACCAGAAACAAUUUUUUUUAUACUCCGACAAAGAAGUUCCUAACUAUUUGAGUACUCCCAAAAUAUGUCAAGAGAGGGAGAGAUGAGUAGACUUUUCAAUCGGCAUCUUUUUUGCUUCCUUUCUGUAUUGAUAUUUCUUGCAAAUAGAUUUUAAUGUAAUUAUGUAAUGGUAAUAUAUUAACUAGUAUAGUACUCCUCAGAUGCAUGAGUGAUUACAUUUAAUGAUGUGUGAAAUAUAUAUUUAAAAGCGAAAAUAACU